This is a messenger RNA of Notechis scutatus (mainland tiger snake), 983 nucleotides long. Lineage: Eukaryota; Metazoa; Chordata; Lepidosauria; Squamata; Elapidae. The record is from RefSeq and is a predicted model, not a curated record.
CAGGCAACGUGUGCAAAGGAGAAUCUCGCGGCAAGAAAUCCCGGCUCAUGAAGACUGUGCAAACCAUCAAGAGCCAUGGAAGCAGCCCCCAGAGCUGCCCUCUGAUGGCACCCCACAUCCCACCCUCCAGUUAUGGCACCUAUGUGACGCUCGCUCCCAAAGUGCUGGUGUUCCCCAUCUUCGUGCAGCCUCUGGACCUUUGCAGCCCAGCUCGGACGCUGGUUUUAUCCGAAGAGCUGCUUCUUCAUGAGACUCGAAACAAACCAACUGAGGUGACCCUCUUCAUUUAUUCAGACUUACUGCUCUUCACCCAGGAAGAGGAGCCUGGGCGAUGUAGCGUCUUUCGCAACCCGCUUUACCUGAAGGAUGUGCGGCUGCAAGAGGAUUCCUCCGAAGAUCUGAGGUUCUGCAUUCUUUACCUGGCAGAGGUGAGCGUUACCUGCAAAUUAGCUUCCCAGCUACGAUUACUCUGUCCAUCAGCCUCUUUCUGCAGCUGGCGGAAGAAAUAGGACUAGAAACCACUCAGCCCAGAGGGUCGCAGAGGUGGCAGACUGAAUUCUACCUCACAAAAUAUUGCAACCUCGAGGACUAGCAGUAAAAAAAAAGGACGAGAGUUUUGGGGAGAGUUUUUGUAGUUAGUAUCAGUGAUGCGAUAAGCUUCUUUCCUGCGAGACGUCAUCUUAGGGCUCUGAAUAUGAAUAAUGGGGUUCAGGUAAAGGAAGGGGGAAAGGGCAGUUACAUUCUUGGGUUUAGUCAAAACCACCACGUUUCAAGCCCUGAUUCAAGAACAUGCAACUCACAACUCGUCACUGCUUCCCCUCUACCAGGCCAGGUGAUCAGGGGGCAACUGCAGACCAGGGUUUUUUCCUGGCAGCCUUUCCGGAAUCUCCAGGACUGGAGGUGGACAAACUUUGUGGGCCCGCAAGGCUGCCGGGCUGCCAUGAGCUGAGAUUUAAAAGCCACCAUUUUAUUCCUUCACCCUC